Sycon ciliatum is the source of this 3395-nucleotide messenger RNA. Its product is annotated as harmonin-like. Lineage: Eukaryota; Metazoa; Porifera; Calcarea; Leucosolenida; Sycettidae. Gene Ontology annotation, molecular function: protein binding. Gene Ontology annotation, cellular component: plasma membrane. The transcript is spliced from 24 exons. The record is from RefSeq and is a predicted model, not a curated record. The coding region runs from base 108 to 2957 and encodes 949 amino acids.
UCGGCUCGCACUCUUGUUUCGGCCUUUCCGAAGAGAACCUCUUUCAAAUCCUGAGACACGCUCAUUUGGGUUAUCUCUCUUCGAGAGUGACUCGAGAAGAAGUCGGUAUGACGGACCAAACGGACGGACUGGCUGGUACGCCGGCUCAGCAAGCUGCAGCUAGAGCAGUUGCUAGAGGCUUUCGAGAUAAGGUGAAGAAAAUGGUUGACUCGGCUGGAGACCGUGCUCUGCUGUUUGAAGCAUUGCGCACCUAUCAGCAAAACAUGGAAAUUGAACAGUUGGUGGCUGCGUUGAGUGGUGUGUUGAAUCAUCCUGAUCGACUGCCUCUAUUCCAUGACAUCCGGCUAAUGAUUCCACCCAGACAGCAUCUCUCAUACAAUAGCAUGGUACCGCCUCCACCAAGUAAUAGCAUGCGUGUUGUCACCUUGACACGGCAUGGAAAGGAAGGAUUUGGAUUCAGCGUGCGUGGAGGCAAGGAGUAUACUUGCGGCAUGUACAUCUCUUCAGUGAAGCUGGGAUCUGCUGCCAGCAAAGCACAACUCAAGGUAGGAGAGGAGCUAAUCAGUGUGGAUGGGUAUCCUGUAACGGAGUUGAUACAUGAGGAGGUUCUCAAUCUUCUGCGUGGUGCACGUUCGCUGCGUUUGAGACUAAAGGCCGUUUGCUUGUUGCCAUACCAAAAUGACGGCGAUGAUAAUAUCUACUGGCAGUUGAUUGGAGCUGAUGGCAAUCCACAUGAUCCAAAAGAACCUGGCACAGAUGACGAUGAUGAGGGCAAGGAAAGCCUUGGUCUGGCUGUACUAGCACCGGGAGAGCGGAGAGUUACCAUAACCAAAGAUGGACAGCCACUGGGAUGUGGCAUUGUUGGAGGAAGUCAAUUGCGAAAGGGUAUAUUUGUUGCAGCGGUGCAAGAAGGAGGUCUAGCAUUCAAUGCUGGACUACAGAACAACGACCAGAUCACAUCUGUGAAUGGGUUCAGUUUCAAAGAUCUCAAACAUUCCGAGGCUGUACGUGUGCUCAAGUCCAGCAACGUUCUCGUUGUCACUGUGAAGUCUGAGAAGGAUCGAGAGCAGCAAGAAAAAUGGGAGCAGCAAAUGGGGCAACUGCAAGAGGAGCGUCUUUUGGAGUUUGCCCAGGAGCGACCGAACACAGAAGAGAAAACCUUCUACAUCUCGCCCCAGUUUGCUGGGAAUCCUCUUGAAGCUCAAGUCAAUGCUCCCAAUCCCUAUGCAGAGGCAAGCCAGGAUGAUGAUUUAGGUGACAUAGACCUUUACAACACCGAGAAUGUAUCCAGCGAUGAAGACGAUGACAAUGAAAGUGCUAGUGCGGAAGCUCCUAGGAACAAAGAUCCCAAGCCACAACAGACAGCAUCAGCAACAGCAGAAGCAGCCGCAGAAGCAAGUGAUACAAGUGAAGAUAGCAGUGCCACAAGCACUGUGGUGCAGAGUCAUCUUCAACGCAUGUAUAUCGAGCAGCAGAAGGAAAGACAUGCCCGAAUUCACAAGAGCAGUACACAACGACUACAGCUCAUGCAGGAGGUCAGACAACUUCGCAAAACCGAUGACGCGGCGAAGGAGGGCGAUGCUGAGGCUACACAAAGCAAAGAAGAUGACACUUCAAAGCAAGGAUCAGCUUCCACAGCCGACACCGCUUCAGAGCAAGCACCAACUUCCACAGCGGCAGUGGUCAAGAUGGUGAAGGAAGAAGCUGUGUAUGAGGAAGCCAAAAUUGUCACCAUGCCAAAGUCCUAUGUGGCAGAGAAAGGCAGUGCACACAUCCGCUCAGCAUCGCUAGCUGAAGUAGCUGAAGUUGGCAAGGCAACUGCACUUGCAGAGCAGGAUGUACAAGCUGGAGCAGCCAUUCCUGCUGGAUUCAGUGAUGCUGCUGGCAAUGAUACCAGUAGUGAACAAGGUCCAAACCUACCACCUAGAAACACUGGCAGCCUGACCAAGGAAACAACAGCAGCAGCAGCAGCAACGACAACGGCUGCUAGCCUGUCACCAAGAUACAGCACAGUAAACAAGAACAGGAAGAAGCAAGAGUCAACACAGCAGCUCCUUGACCAGCCACAGAAGCAAGUGCAACAAAAUAAGGCUGGCAAACAUCAGCAUGAAGAAGAGCCACCACCGCUGAGACCACCUCAACAUGCAGCAGAUGGUCAAGUGGCAAUACAGAGAGAUGGUGUGAAUACACAACCAGCUGAGGCCACAGCCACUACCGUUCCAGAUAAUGGCAAGCCACAGACACUAGCAUACACACAAGUAGAAGUGAAGUCAUCUGGAUCAUCUGGAUCAAAACCAUCGCUAGCUGAGAAGCCAGUACCCAGUCCGAAAUCUAAAAAGAAAGUAGUGUUGGUUGAUAGCCCAGCGGAAGCAAAGAAGACACCGUAUGCCACGGUAACCGUUGUAGCAACUGAAGAAACGGCCCGUCACUCACCGCCCCCACCCAGUGCUGCUGUGGCACACAAAUCCUCUCUCAAGACCUCACAGGACAAGGAUGCCGCCGUUGCUGUGAGAAAGACAAAACCAAGAAUGAAGAAGCAGGCAUCUUUUGCUACGGAUGUGGAGUGUGUUGUCAUCAAACCUCCGGACAGCAGGCACCUAUCCAUGAACUUGGAGGAAUUGGAAGCUGUAAAUCCCAGCAACCUAGAAUUUGGAGAGGAUGUGUUGCAAGGCCGUAAAGCAGAGUUCCACUCCAUUCCCAAGGACGGUCCACUAGGAAUCAAGCUACGCGGUGGAGUCGGCACAAGCACCGGAGGGAAAAUCCUAAUUGCUGGCAUCAAUGAUGACGGGGCCGUUGGAAGAUAUGGAAAACUUCAUGCUGGAGAUCAGAUACUGAUGGUAGAUGGAACAAGCUUCAUUGACAUUGGCCAGAAAGAAGCAACUCAAGCACUCCAUGAGGCGAUGCAAUGGGAAACGGAGUGUAUUGACGUGGUGGUAGCAACACAGCACGGUACAUAGUUUGCUGAUAGUGCCACAACUCCUCUACAAUUUUGUAGUAUGUAUGCUAUUGCCGUAUGAGAAGACCUGCAGUAUGGGCGGUACCGGAGUGGUAUGUCGGCAGUCACUUAUCAGAAACAAUUAUUAUCAGCAAGCAUCAACUGCUACCAAGAAGAUGGUUAUGGCAGGGAGUAUUAGUGCAUAACCUUAAACUGCAACUUGUGUUUUGACUAAGAAUGAAGUACACCGUACACCAUACAGUGCAUAGAUUACAAGUCCUAAUUAUUAGUAUUGUUCAUUCAUUGUUUCGGCUAGUGUUAUCUAUUAUUUCAGCUAGCCUAUCUAUUUACUAUUUAGUUAGGCUUCAUAGGCUCUAGGUAUUAUAGGUAAUACUCGUAGGUUUAGCAGAACUCCUUGGCAGUCAACUGCACUUCAGAUACUCUGAUAUUUCCUGUGCUG